AAUAUGGCACGCAGAUCUCGUACGAGUUACGAGUACGAAACUAACCGCGAGCUAAAAAACACGCGAAACAACGCAAUCAUGCGACAACUUGCCCGCGAGAAUCCACCCCCCUCUCCAUUACGUGAUCGUCAGCUUUCAUGUGUGCGUGUUAUCGCGUGUAGUCGUUCACAAGUAACGAUCUGUAGUAACGAUCGCUAUUCGUAGUCGCUGCGCGCCGUAUCUGUCAAUUCUUCGGUGCCGACGAGAUAUUACACGUAUCUCCUGACUGUGUUCCGGCAGAGGAAGAGCAGUUAACGCUGCACUGAGGAACUUUAUUACUUUUUCUUCGACGCAAAUCUGUACAUUUAUUUCAUUCUAAUGACAAAAAGUGCAACGUAGCUCAUCUAAUAAAGAAGACGGACCUACGAUUGGUGUAUACAAUGACGAGUUUGAGCAAAAUAAUAAGCAUAUGGAAAAACACAGAUGCUGUGACAUUUGAUGUAGACUCUACUGUCACUACAGAAGAAGGUAUCGAUGAGCUUGCAAAAUUUUGUGGCAAAGGAGAUCAAAUCACUGAAUUGACUAAACAAGCCAUGCAAGGUGAUAUGACAUUUCAACAAUCUUUAUCAGUGAGAUUGCGGAUCAUAAACCCAAGUUUAAUUCAAAUAAAAGAGUUUUUGUAUAUGCAUCAGCCAAAACUCACUAGUGGUAUCAAAGAGUUAGUAUCAACUUUACAAACUCGUGGGAAGCAAGUGUUUCUUAUUUCUGGAGGUUUCCAUUCUCUCAUUGCACCAAUUGCUGCACAACUUAACAUCCCACCUGAAAAUGUUUACGCUAAUAAAUUAAAGUUUUACUUUACAGGAGAAUAUGCUGGAUUUGAUGAAAAUCAACCAACCUCUAAAAGUGGUGGAAAAGCAGAAGUAAUACGUCAUCUUAAAGAAGAGAAAAGAUUUAAGACUAUAGUACAUAUCGGUGAUGGUGCUACAGACUUAGAAGCAUCGCCACCAGCAGAUGCUUUUAUAGGAUUUGGUGGAAAUGUAAUUAGAGAAAAUGUUAAGUCACGCGCGGAAUGGUAUGUGACGAAUUUUAACGACCUCACCAAAAUUUUAUAACCAAAAUUACAGAAAUGAUGUAAUAUAUCUUGUAAAAUGUUAAUAUCAAAAUAAUGUAAUAUAUCUUGUAAAAUGUUAAUGUUGAACUAUUCUACAAGAAUGUCAAUUGUAAUUUAAAAAUUUUUAAAUAUUGUAAUUUUUAAAUAUUUCGACGGAAUUAGAUUCACAAGUAACGUUUUAUUCUACACACAAAUAUAAUGUACAUUACAUGUAUUAAUGUAAUUUCAAAGAUGAUGUAUAAUCUACAUAUACACAUUUCAUUGUAUCAACCGAUAAUUGUUAUUACCAUAACAGCUAUUUUCGUUUAUAAUUCUGUACAUAAUUACAUUGUAUUGUAAUUUAUAUUAUUUGUGUACAAAAUUGCUGUUCAUAAACAAAUCGAAUACCAAGCAAUAAGAUCUCAAUAAAGCAUGUAAAAAAUAACGUGUUGUGCGGUGAAA
Harpegnathos saltator (Jerdon's jumping ant) is the source of this 1531-nucleotide messenger RNA. RefSeq names its product phosphoserine phosphatase (gene aay). The transcript is spliced from 7 exons. Bases 420 to 1091 code for a protein of 223 amino acids. Lineage: Eukaryota; Metazoa; Arthropoda; Insecta; Hymenoptera; Formicidae. Gene Ontology annotation, biological process: L-serine biosynthetic process; dephosphorylation. Gene Ontology annotation, cellular component: cytoplasm. Gene Ontology annotation, molecular function: L-phosphoserine phosphatase activity; magnesium ion binding. The record is from RefSeq and is a predicted model, not a curated record.